UCAAUUUCUGCCUGAUCAAUGCCCUUGAUCAAUGUCCCCCCACCUCCAGGGACCCAAAGUUGAUCAUCAACUCAGGCUACAAUCCAUUGCUCACUUCCUAAGAACUAGCAGGAGCUUGCACUGUGGCUGUUUAAGUCACAGAGACUUUUCUGAUGCUCCUUCAGAGCUGUGGGGCCCUCAGUUGGGGGUCCUAAAACCAAGAUUCAAAAUGGAGUUGGCCACUAGUGACACUUGUCCUCUCCUAUCCUCCUCUCUCAUCUCCCCUCCCCACCCAGGCCUGCUUGGACCCUCCCCAUCUCUGAUCUUUCUUUCUGGUUAGCUGGGUAUAAAUUGGGAGGGAGGUACCACAGAGGGCAGAGGCCUGGAAGGGAGGGGCCUUUGGGAUUAUAAAUUCUGAAAAGGCUGCUCUCAGAGCUGGAUCCCUGAGAUUCUCUGUCAGCACCCUCGCCAUGAAACACCUGCUGCUGCUCACUCUGUCUGCCCUGCUCUGCUGCUGGGUCUCAGCUGACACUAGAUGUCACUCCUGCUACAAGGUCCCCGUGCUGGGAUGUGUGGAUCGCCAGUCCUGUCGCCUGGAGCCAGGCCAAAAAUGCCUGACGACAAAUGUGUACCUUGGGAAGAUGUGGGUUUUCUCUAACCUGCGCUGUGGCACGCCAGAGGAGCCUUGUAGGGAGGCUUUCAACCAAACCAACCACAAGCUGGGCCUGAACUACAACACCACCUGCUGUGACAAGGACAACUGCAACAGCCCAGCUCCAAGGCCUGCACCUGCUCUGGCUCUCGUUUCCCUCACCUCCUUGGCUGGCCUUGGCCUCUGGUUGUUGCAUUGAGUCAGUCCAUGGCUGCGCCCCUCCCAUCCGCUGUAGCCUGAGCCUUUCUCCCUCAGAACUCCAGCUCUCCAGCAUGCUCUCCCCUCACCCCUGGCCCCUUUCCUUAAGACCAUGUCCCUAUUGUUCCACUUGUUUUGUGGGACAGUGCCUAGAGUGGUCUUUCUAGCCACCCCUCUCAUCUGGCACUCUCCACCCCAUUUUUCACCAAGUCCUUUCCCAUUUCCUUGGAGACCACUCUACCUCCUUCACUGGCCACUGGAAGGGCUCCCUCCUUGGAAAUACACCAAUGUGACCCUGGGAUGUGGACCUGGAUGGACCACUGUCUUGUCUCCAGUGAGUGACCCCAAAGGGCCCGCUAACCUCACUGCAUGGGGUUGAUUCACUAAGCCCUUUGCUCAGCUCUUUCCAUCUUGAGAAAUAAAUGUCAGCGUCCGAAAAAC
This is a messenger RNA of Phodopus roborovskii (desert hamster), 1270 nucleotides long. It is a transcript of the gene Ly6g6c, whose product is annotated as lymphocyte antigen 6 family member G6C. The coding region runs from base 450 to 830 and encodes 126 amino acids. Gene Ontology annotation, cellular component: external side of plasma membrane; protein-containing complex. The record is from RefSeq and is a predicted model, not a curated record. NCBI's taxonomy places the organism in Eukaryota, Metazoa, Chordata, Mammalia, Rodentia, Cricetidae. The transcript is spliced from 3 exons.